GCUCGGGAGGAAGGCUGCGCGCAAGCGAGGGACGGAGAGCCAUCGGCCGCCAGGACAGGGCCGGAGGGACGAGGCGACACGCGCGCGACGCAAGACAAAUCGGAGCUUGGGAAAUCUCCCCGUCCCCCAAGCUUCAGAGGGGGGUAAAAUCAGAAAAUGUGUGUGAUGGUGGGAGAGAGAUCCGGGCUCGGCGACUCCUCGCAGCGCAUCCGGCUCCCGCACCCACCCGUGGAUCUGGCCACGGCUGUUGCGGACUCGUCUCGGGAAAGCGGAGGCCGAGCGCGCGUAGGGGUGCGUGUCUGGCUGGGGGUGCGCAGUGGCGGAAACAAGACAGGAGGCGGCUUGGGAAAAAGUGGAGCAGAAAUGGAAAAAUACAAACUCACCCGCUGCAAAUGGUCUCUCGGUGCAAACUAAGGUGUUUUCGGGCCUUUCCCCGCGCGCGCCCACUCCCGCCCGCGCGCGCACCCCGCGCACACACUCACUCGCGCACACACGCGCGCACACACGCACUCCCGGGCGAGGGCCGGGCCGCCGCGAGUACAGCGUGCAACCGCCACACAAUAAAUAACAAUAGAUUCCUCCGCUCCGGACUAGCUUCCCGGAGCCCAGCCAGCGCCGGUGGCGGCGGCGGCGGCGGCGGCAGAGGCGCGGGCAGCAACGGCCUGGGGGCGCACCCCGGCCCGACCCUCUACCUCCCGCAGGGGUCCCCUCUCCGCUUCACGCACCCCGCUGGGCACUCCAGCGGCCCCCCGAGCGGGAGCGGCUCCCUCUUUGCCGUUCGCCGGGGCGCUAGCGCCCACCCCCCUCCUCCCUCCCUCCCGACAUCCCGGAACAAAUAAAUAAAUAAGGCGCGCGAGAGAGGCCAACACGUCGCGGAGGGAGAUGUUGUUAUUUUUUGCUGUUGUGCGUCCCUGACGUCACAUCCACCUGCUGGGUAAACAACCGGGCUCCCAGAAAAAAAAAAUCGCA
Messenger RNA from Gorilla gorilla gorilla (western lowland gorilla), 969 nucleotides. RefSeq names its product zinc finger protein ZIC 2-B-like. The transcript has 2 exons. NCBI's taxonomy places the organism in Eukaryota, Metazoa, Chordata, Mammalia, Primates, Hominidae. The coding region runs from base 393 to 839 and encodes 148 amino acids. The record is from RefSeq and is a predicted model, not a curated record.